AUGGCCAGUCCGGAACCCCUGCGCGGCGGGGACGGCGCCCGGCCUGCGAGGGAAGCAGGCACAGAGGCCAGUUCUCCUCUUCAGGACGCCGAAUCUCCGAAGGAGGCCAUGACUUUGAGCCCAGAGGCUACUCUAUCUUUGGAGGGGACUGUGAACCUAGAAGACAUUCUCUAUCUGGGGGACUCAGUGGACUUUGAAGAGAGCCUCUACGUGGAAGAGUCUGAGAAGCCAGAGGAGAUACUAUGUAUCGAUGAAUCGAGGCAGCCGGAGGAGGCUCUGGAUCUGGAAGAGCCGGUGAGUUCAGAGGAGCCCCUGUUUGUGGAGGAGCCUGUGAAACCAGAUGAGGUACAGUUGUCCCAGGAGCCUGUGGAGCCAGCUAAGAACCCAAGCCCCGAGCAGACUGCUUGUGAGGGAGAGAUGGUGGCCCCGGAGGAAAGCCUUCCGGCUCCACCGAUUCCCAGCACAGAGGAGGACCUCAGCAUGGAGGACCUGGAGUUGCUGGAGGGCCGGUUCGAGGAGUGUGUACAGGCUGUAUCCCAGUUGGAAGAGGAGAGGGACCAGCUUAUCCACGAGCUUGUGCUGCUCCGGGAACCAGCCCUGCAGGAGGUGCAGCAAAUCCACCAGGACAUCCUGGCUGCCUAUAAGCUGCACGCCCAGGCCGAGCUGGAGCGGGAUGGGCUCAGGGAGGAGAUCCGGAUGGUGAAGCAGAAGCUGUUCAAGGUGACCAAGGAAUGCGUGGCCUACCAAUACCAGCUGGAGUGCCGUCAGCAGGACGUGGCUCAGUUUGCUGAUUGCAAGGAAGCGCUGAGCACUCGGGCAGCCCAGCUCUCGGGAGAACUCACCCAGCUCCGCGACGCCUAUCAGAAACAGAAGGAACAGUUGCAGCAACAACUAGAAGCACCCCCAGCCCAGAGCGAUGGGCACUUCCUCCAGGAGAGUCGGCGGCUGUCGACACAGUUUGAAAAUCUCAUGGCCGAAAGCCGCCAGGGCCUGGAAGAGGAGUAUGAGCCUCAGCUGCUGCGGCUCCUGGAGAGGAAAGAGGCAGGGACCAAAGCGCUGCAGGACACCCAGGCCGAGAUCCAAAAGAUGAAGGAGGCGCUGAGACCCCUGCAAGCCGAGGCCCGUCAGCUCCACCUUCAGAACAGGAACCUGGAGGACCAGAUCACACUCGUGAGGCAGAAACGUGACGAGGAGGUUCAACAGUACAGGGAGCAGCUGGAGGAGAUGGAGGAGAGGCAGAGGCAGUUACGAAGUGGUGUGCAGGUCCAGCAGCAGAAGAACAAAGAGAUGGAGCAGCUGAGGACCAGCCUCGCUGAAGAGCUUUCGACGUAUAAGAACUCUUUAGAAAUGUAUGGCCGGAUAUGUAACCCAGAAACAACAAAGCAUUUGUAUCAAAGCACCACCAGGGAUGGACUUUUCACCAAACAGGAAAGAGUGCCAGCAGCUGGCAAGCAAUUCAUCCUGUGA
This is a messenger RNA of Arvicola amphibius (Eurasian water vole), 1467 nucleotides long. RefSeq names its product syncoilin, intermediate filament protein (gene Sync). Bases 1 to 1467 code for a protein of 488 amino acids. The transcript is spliced from 4 exons. The record is from RefSeq and is a predicted model, not a curated record. Lineage: Eukaryota; Metazoa; Chordata; Mammalia; Rodentia; Cricetidae. Gene Ontology annotation, biological process: intermediate filament-based process. Gene Ontology annotation, cellular component: cytosol; neuromuscular junction; intermediate filament.